Molecule: messenger RNA, 4242 nt
Organism: Cyclospora cayetanensis
Lineage: Eukaryota; Apicomplexa; Conoidasida; Eucoccidiorida; Eimeriidae
Exons: 8
Coding region: 1-4242 (1413 amino acids)
Biological process (GO): regulation of transcription by RNA polymerase II
Cellular component (GO): SWI/SNF complex; nucleus
Molecular function (GO): transcription coregulator activity
Source: RefSeq, a predicted model, not a curated record
AUGGGGCGUUCACAGGCAGCAGCGUGGGCUAAGGGAACGGCUGCUGCCGCGCUAAUAUGCCCUCACUUCCCCCCCAGUGUCGCAGCUUCUAUAAGACAUUGCAGCACUAGCAGUGGCAGCAACACAGGCGCAGCCGCCAGCUCGUUUGCUGCCUUGCUGCUCAACAAGCACGACGUGGCAGAGGCGCCUCCAGGCCGCCUCAGCGCUGCCGCAAAGGCUGCAGCCUCUCACCCUCGAAUUGACUGCGAAAUUUCAGGAACAGAAUUCUUAGCACUUGCACGAAAAUGUAUGCUGGUGUGCACUGGUACCGUGUACUUAUUCCAAGAUCUAUGGAGUGCCAUCUGUAAGCGCGCGGCCUCUAUGGAGAAGGCCUUAAGGCUAAGGGAUGCAGUCUUGCUGCUUUCUGCAGCUGCUCGUGUGCAGCAGCUGCUCCGACAUGACGAGCACCAGCAGUUUUCUCCCCAACACAAGCAACUCCUCCUGCAACACAGUCGAAUGGUUCAGGUAGCAGUAACAGCUCUGGCACGGGGCUUAUUACGACAGCAGCAACACCAGCAGCUUGCUGCGAAGAAGCACGAACUCCAGCAGGAUCAAGAACAAGACCACGAGCGACAUGCCCUGACCGCACCCUUGCUGACAGCUGCCUUGCACGCCUUUGCAAUUCUGAAGCUGCAGCAUCCUGAGGCCCUGCAGCAAAUUGCGUCUGCUGCAAUGUCUCUGCAAGUGCGAAAAUUUAGUGGGUACGACGUAACUGCAUUCUGCUCAGCGCUCCUACUGGCGGCUCGGCAGCAACAGGAUCCCGGGUGGAGUCUGGACCAGCUACGCGCUGUCUCUUUGUGGCUUGAAGAAACUCUGUUGCAGCAGUUACAGAGGCAAAACGUAGCCUUUCAGCAGAAAAACGCUAGAUUGAUGUUGCAGCUUGAAACGGAGCUACAACACCACCAAAAGCAGCAGCAACAACAACAGCAUCCAGAAUCGCAGCAGUCAAUAACUUUGGCAGCACAACAGAUUACCCAUGGCCUGCAGCUGCUGCUGCAAGAGAGUUCUCAAGAGCUUGCGGCUGCGUGGGAGCGGCUGCCCAACAGACAGCAGAUCAACCUGAGUGCACUGCUGCACUUCUUCCUGGUACUGCGGAACAAACACAGGCCUUCACCGCUGCUGCCAUUGAUGCUGCAGGCGGCUUUGCUGCAAAUGAAAGAGGCACGGCUGCGGCUCAGUCUGCUAGGUCUCAAAAAAAGUACUGGAAAGCCCCUCUACUUGGAUAUGCAGCCACUUGAACACGAACAAUCACCUGCAACAGACACUGCUGCUGCAGCAGCAGAAACAAACAGAGUGCAACCGUUUGCGUUCUCGCUCAGCCUCUCUUCUUGCCGUGACCUUGCAGGCCUUGCAGCGAGUCUACAGCUUCUAGAUCAGCAGGAACUUGAAGCUGCAGAAACGCAAUUGCAACUAGUAGAGGAGCAGGAGCAGCAGGUGGCACUGGCUUCAUCGCAAGCUAUCUCGCUUCUGCUGCACCGCAUUUCUUGGAAUGGGGUCCUAACUUCCUUUUAUGCCUCCAUCGGAAAUACUGAGGAUCCAGCAACCGUGGCACAUGCGGCAACGCUAAAAGCAACACGAGCAGUGGCAGGAGGAGCAGCAGGGACAGAAGCAAAAGCCGACGCGAAUGUGGCUGCAGCAGCAACCACUGCUGCAGCAGCAUUGAUGGCAGCGCCGCCAAUCGCGCAGCUGUUGUUGCUUGCUGCGGACCAUUCAGCUCUUCUGUUUGCUUCCGGGAACAAUAGCAGCGAUCGUUGUAACGGCGGUAGCACAAAUAACAAAGGCCACAGGCAUCAUGAAUUCGUGUCUGCAGCUCAGAUUGCGAACAGCAGCAGCAAGGUGUACCAAAGAACAGCUGCAGCAAGGUGCUCCUCAGUUGCAGUGCGACCAGCGGCAAUCCCAGGCAAGGUGCAUCUGCCUUUAGCUGCUGUACUGCAGCUGAAUCUGCAGCAUCACUGGAGUCAGCUGUCACCAGAACAGCUCGCCAUGUGCUGGCGUUUCUUCGCGCAGACAGCAGCUGCAGCGUCAACAGCAGCAGGGGAAGCAGAUGCAGCUGCAUCUCCACUUGAGAACUCGCAAAGCCGGUCGAGUGAGUACAGCUCAGCGAAAUCAUUUUUUGAAUGGCAACGAGCCGCAGGGCUUCUGCUGGCCACCCUUGCUGUGGGGCCCCUGAGAGACGGAGUAGCCUCUAAAAUGCCAAGUGUCCACUUGUCCCACGUUGCGGUUUAUCUGGAGGCAAUCGCUACACUCUACAAUGUGACCAAUAACCAAAGAGGCGCUCCCAUAGGGCUCGCAUCUGUGGCUCAUGAUGACUCGCUUAGCGAGUUCUCAGGGGCCCCUCUGCUGCACACUCACCUGGUGAAACAGCUGCAAGAGACUUCUGAAGGCCUCGCCAGGCGGUUGAUGGAGUUGCUGCUGCAACAGAAACACCAUCAGCUGCACCCCCAACAGCAGCAAGAAAAGAAAGACUUCGUGAAAGCCGUGGUCGUGGGCGAGCUCCUUGAAGGGCCCGUAACAGGGCCCCGUUCGCUAGGACAUAUCAUUACAGCCGUUGCUGCGCUUGAGCGAAUGGCCCCUCCUUCAGCUGCUGCGACUGUUGCUGCUGCUGCGCGAUCCUUGUUGCAGCAGAAAGGGCAGAACAACGUGCCUGGUGCUGCAUUAUCGCUAAAGCAUUGCGGUGUCUUGUUGCAUGCCCUUGCCAAGUUUCAACUGAGAGAUACGGAGAUCCUGGCGAGGCUCUGCCGCUGCAUGGCCGACCCGCUUGAGCAACUACGGCAGCAGUUGCAGCAACAGCAGCAUCCGCAGGAUCAGCAACGUCUGCUGCUGCUUUCAGGGCAGCAGGUUGCACAGGUACUUUUGAGCUUAUCACAGCUGUCGUUUACUCCUGCUCACCUUCUGCAAUCACGAGGGGUACAUACACCCGAACAGGAAGAUGCUACCGUCGCUUUUUACCAAUCAAUGUUUCAGCUGUUGCAGCGCCCGCUGCAGUACGAGUCGCUUCAGCGCGACAUGGAACUGCACAGUGCAGUGAACUGUUUGCAUGCAUUGGCGUUAAGCGACUUUUCACUGACUUCGUCAGUGGUAUCAUGUGGAAUACAGUCUGCGAAGCCAUGGGGGCAGGCUGGAGAAGAAGGUAGCCCUGUAUCUGCGGUUUCUACCUUUUUCGAUCUGCUCCUCACAGUCGUCAGAAAACAUUUGUUGCCGAUGGUACAGCAACGGCAAGGGCAGCAGCAGCAUCGGCAGCCGCGUGAAGCAGAGUCAGGCUACUGCACCGCCUUGAAGACAACGUUAGCGCAACUACCGGCAGUGCACCAACAGCUGACAGCAGCAGCGGCGGCAGCAGCAGCGCCCCGACAUACGUCUUUGUGCGCUUCGUUGCACCCUGAAAAUCAAGUGUUUCUGCAGAAACUUCAGCAGCACGUGUGUUGUAUUAGUCCCAGCGAAAGCAGCGGCAGUGCGCAAGAACCGCACAGCUGGCUGUUGGUCCAGGGAGACUCCGAGUCCGCGGCAGGGGCCCCUCCCCACCUGGCUCAGUCGCAGGCGCGUCUCACCGUUGAGGUUAGUGCAUCAAUGCAGCAGGAGCAGCACGAACGGUGGCAAGAAGCUGUUCUCAUUGCUGAUGCUAAACUCCUCGCACUCUUCUCUGAAGCAGCUGUACGAGCAGCGUUCGCGGUUGCUUCCUGCUUUCUGUGGCCUACGCAGGCAAGGUGCUCUUUUGGGGGCUAUUACCUCGAUAUUCUUGCAGAACUCCCGGGUGGUGUUGUGCAGCAGCGGCAUGUGGCAGUCGAGGCAGACGGAGGCUCUCAUUUCCUUUUCGACUGCAGCAUGCCACAGCCGCGUGCGCUUAGGGUGCAGCAACAUGGUGAAGGCCACCAGCCAGAGGGCCUCUGGGCUACAGACCGGUGUGGAUGCAUUUAUAGCAGCAGCACUGUGCUGAAGCACCGCCUGCUAAGAGAACGGGGACUGUUCGUGGUUUCCGUAUCUGCUGCAGAGUGGAAAGCUGCGGUAAGGCAGUCGAGGAUUUGUUGCUGGCGCAAAAGUUGCACGGAUUCAUUCCAGUCCCAUGCACUCGAGGCGUCAGCAGACCAGGCUAGCGUCUGCCUCGGUUCUUCGAGGCCAGCACCUCAGACUGUUAGGCAGUGCCAUGAGAAAAGCGGUACAGGGCAACUAAACAGACUCUGCUUUUGCACUUCUGUGGCAUUUUGA